This is a messenger RNA of Epinephelus fuscoguttatus (brown-marbled grouper), 3824 nucleotides long. RefSeq names its product linkage group 8 C1orf43 homolog (gene ltap1). Bases 204 to 986 code for a protein of 260 amino acids. NCBI's taxonomy places the organism in Eukaryota, Metazoa, Chordata, Actinopteri, Perciformes, Serranidae. Gene Ontology annotation, biological process: phagocytosis. The record is from RefSeq and is a predicted model, not a curated record. The transcript is spliced from 7 exons.
GGCCAGCGAGAGAGAUGUUACAGCUUAAAGCACUUUACUUUUUGUACUUCCCUGUUUUCCGUCUUACGUUUUAACUUCAUGACUUCAAAACCGAGCACCUAAAUGAAACCGUUCGCCUCUCAGAGGUCACGUGUCGGACGUACUUUAGGUCUUUUUAGCCAACGUUAACAUUAGUUAGUUUAGUGAAAACGCACCGUUUGAAAAUGAGGAAUGAUUCUCUCCUGUCGAGCAUUAACGUGGUGCUCGUUAUGGCCUACGGGAGCCUGGUCUUUGUUUUGCUGUUCAUCUUUGUCAAAAGACAAAUUAUGCGGUUUGCCAUGAAGUCUCGAAGAGGACCACAUGUUCCUCUCGGCCACAAUGCUCCCAAGGAGCUGAGACAAGAAAUUGAAGCCAAACUGAGCCAGGUUCAGAAAAUCCACUUUGAGCCUCGUCUGCUGUCCCCAGACGAUGACCGACUAAAGCACAGAGAACAGUCUGGUUCCAGUGACUACCUGUACAGGAUGAGAGCACUGGAUGCCAUCAGAGACACAGAUCUGCCUUUCCGUGAACUGGGUGGCUCGUCCACUGCUGUGACGGGUAAAAGACUUCGGACGUGGCUACUGCGGCUACGAAACUCUGAGUGCAUGUUCCGAGAUGGCCUGAGCUCGCUCAUCGACACAGUGCUGGAUGGGUACAACAAAGCACGCCAUGGGGCUGAGGCUUUUGGUGAAGCAGAGUUUUUGAAAUACCAGGAAGCUCUGACUGAACUGGCUUCUGUCGUCAAGUCUCACAGCAACAGCAGCAGCAGCAGCAGCACUACGAGCCAGUACCACCAGUCCGCAGCCAAAGACCUGACCAGCGCCACAGAGCCUGCUAGCUCCUCCUCCUCCCCCACCCAAACCACCUACCUCACAUCUUCGAUGCAACAGCGCAGCAAGCGGCCCAGGAACUUCCUGGAGCUGAAGAACUUCAAAGACAACUACAACACUCUGGACAGCACGCUCUGAAAAUCUGUGACGCCCGUCCAAAGGAAAGGUCAAAGACAAGGCAGAGCUGCCAGCAAUGAAAGAAGUGCCUAUGUAUGGCGACGGGUCACUGUUGCCAGAUAGUAUAGAGUGAAAUGAUGAACCCACUGCCUUCAUAUACUAACAUGUAUUGCCUGGUUUACAGUAUAAUGCAUAUCAGACUCAGUGCUCUUUAUCUAAAUGUAGCUUUGGCGUAUGUCCAGUAUUAAUGCAUGUACAAGUGCUUUACUACAGUGAGUGACUAUAGUAAGUAGGGUUGAUUUGACCAAAACACAUCCAGAGCUAUGAGGCUAUGCAACAGCAUAAGACAAUCAGUAUUUAUUGCACAAUGUAAAGGCCUAUGCAGACUUAAAAUUAACCAACUGUAUGUAAACAAGCUAAUAAAAUAAUGUUAGUAGAGAAAACCAGUGCUAAAGGGACAGUUCAACUCCAAGUUAAAAAUACAUACUGUAUCUGUUACCUGUAGUGCUGUUUAUCAGUCUAGAUUGUUUUGUUGUGAGUUGCAGAGCGUUGGAGAUUGGCUGUAGACAUAUCUGCCAUCUCUCAAAUAUAAUAUAUAACUGGAUGGCACUCGGCUUGUGGUGCUCAAAGUGUCAAAAAAUGCAUUUGUAGCCGUGGAGAACGUCAACAAGCCUUUUGUCCAUGAGUAGAUGAACGUUUCCUUCUGUGCUCUGAUACAGUUGGUAGGUGUAGUUCAACUGAAUUGACACAAGGUCCCGCCGCCGGACGCAGACUGGCCAAUCAUAACGUAGCAUCAGGCCAGCUCAGACCAGGGUCCGACAACAACACAGCUGUGCUCCAUUGACUCUAAUGCAGUCGUUUCAGAUUUCCUUCAUUUUCAGGCUGGUUUUGUGGAUUUGGAGCUAAAUGUUGUGCCUGGGGCACGUCGUGUAUUAAUGAUACUCGUUACCUGGAGAGGUUGGAAAAAGAUAUACGUUUCUUCCCUGUUCCAAAACCAAAACCAAACCCUGAAAAGUGUAGGGUUAGCUAGCUAGCUACUGAAGAUAUAGCCUACUGAAUGUAUACACAUGCUGCUUUUGCUUUUUAAUGAUUAUAACAGUGAAACAAAGGCCGACCCUGCUGUACAGGAACCAGUGAAGGGAAGCAGGGAAACUUUGCUCAUAUUCAACCAGCUCUGUGUCAUUGUAUUGUGCACAGAUGAAUGUUGUUUGGCGGUGGAGGUCCAGGUGCUGGCAGCAGCACGGGGGCUAGGCCAAACACGGUUCAUCUGCACACACUGCGAUGCCACACAGCUAGUUCAGUAUCAGCAAAGUUUCCCUUAUAUUCAUUGUCUUGUGUGGCGAUCAGCAGUGAUGUGGUGGUUCACUUUUACACUGUGAUCUGUAGCCUAUAGUUGGGCUUUAGCUUCUAACUAUCUUUGUCUUUUUAACCUGUUGUUGCUGCUGAGUCAGUUUGACAUCCUGGAUAUAUCCUUCAAACACAGACUGUAGACCCCUCUGUCUGCUUCUCUCUGCAAUCACUCUUUCCUUUCUCCAAAAACAUUAUAACAUUUCCUCAGGGAGUGCAGUUAGUUACAGUGUGGGCUCCAUGCUUACUCUGUCAGCUUGUCGGACCAUCACAAAGGGGCGGGGCUUAGUGAGAGGUCAAAUAGAAAGAAAAUAGUUCCUACAUGAAACUGCUCACAACAAGGUCUGUAGAUCAUCUUCAGUUACCGGGUCAUGAUUUCUGGAAAGAGACAUUGCUGUUGAGUUGUUCAAAUGUAUUUUUUGACACUUUUAGCACCACAAGCCGAGUGCCAUUGACUUUUAUUAUAAUGGAGAGAAGGCAGACAUCUCUGCGGCUGAUAUCUUAAACACUCGGCAACUCACACCAAAACAAUCUAGAUUAAUAAAUAGCACGAUAGGUAAGAGGAAAAAAUUGAUUUUGGGGUUAACUGUCCCAUUAAUGGUUUCAAAAUCAUGUCACUUAUGUUUACAUGUCUCUGCUGUUCAUUUGCUGCUGUGAAUUUGACAGCCAGUUUAUUUUUUAGCCUUAAAUGUAUUUUACAGAAGCCAUACUUGAUUUUAAUGAACUUUUGAUGGAUACGUGGUCUUUUGUUUUAAUCAGUUCUCUCAGUGCAAUGUAAUUUAACAGUAUUCCAGUACAUUAAUAGAUUCUGAAUGUUGCAUCAGGGGAAGUCAGCUUCUUGUCUUUGUUAAAGCUAGACUGGCCCCCCGAUGUUUUAACUGUGUGUUUAAUUUGCUAUUCAGGGCUGCCAUCAGGUGAAUAAUUUUAUUUUCUGUGAUUCUUACUGUACAAGUUGCCUUCCAAAUAAAACAGUGACAUAGGGUUGAAAUGUUUUAUGUUGUGUAUUAUGUCCAGCAGAGGGCGCCCUCUGCAUAGUAAUGUACUUGGUUGCAUCACUUGGUAUCAGUAGGAAGUCAAAGGAAGCACUAUAUUUAUUUUCAGUACUUUAUUCUGAGAACCACAAACACAGAUAAUAGAUUAGAGUGUACUUCAUAAAAAAAACCUCCUCACACACAAUCUGUCCGGAGGUUUCACUUAAUAUAAAUAAAUACAAAGGAGUUGUUAGAUGGAAAUUAAAACAUCAAAUCACAUUCAUCAAUAUUAUUUACAAGACAAGGUGACUUUUUACACUGGUGGGGAGCUGAAAUGCUUUACAAGAGAUCUGUAGAAAUAUGACACUUUUAUGAAGCAGGAAUGUUGUCAAAUAUCAUCCUCAACACUGAUGCCAUUUUGUCCUCUGCUGCCUCACAGUUUCAUAAAGUGCCGUAUUGUUUUUAUUAAAAACUUUUAGCUCUUUUCAUCACAGGGCGUUGACCUCAUUUAAGUUACAGUCGUUAUUUUUACACGUUUAAA